This is a messenger RNA of Bubalus bubalis (water buffalo), 2959 nucleotides long. It is a transcript of the gene ADIG, whose product is annotated as adipogenin. The record is from RefSeq and is a predicted model, not a curated record. Lineage: Eukaryota; Metazoa; Chordata; Mammalia; Artiodactyla; Bovidae. Gene Ontology annotation, cellular component: cytoplasm; nucleus; lipid droplet. Gene Ontology annotation, biological process: white fat cell differentiation; brown fat cell differentiation. The transcript is spliced from 3 exons. The coding region runs from base 50 to 295 and encodes 81 amino acids.
CAGGUCCCCAGGGCAGCCCCGGCUGGCCUGGCCUAGCCACACACGCACCAUGAAGUACCCUCUGGUGCCACUGGUGAACGAGCUGACAUUUUCUUUCCUGGUGUUCUGGCUCUGUCUGCCCGUGGCCUUGCUGUUGUUCUUGCUGAUCAUCCGGCUACGCUUCUUACUCAGCCAAGAUUCAGAGGAAAAUGACUCAGAUGUAUGCCUCGAUUGGGAGCCCUGGAGCAAAGACCCUGCCGAGUUUUGCCAGGAGGAGAUGCUCCACAGCCAAGAGGAGGAGAGGCCCUGCUGCUGAGCCUAUUCUGCCCGAUUCAGUGUUUCACUACUUCCCAGCCUGGUUUUCCUGGCAUCAGUGGGGCCGUGGCCAUGGCCGACGGCGAUGGGAGACUCUCCAGGGAGGGGAGAGGACUUUGGCGAGUGAGGUGCUCCCCUGUGAGCCCAGUUUGGCUCCUCCACCGAUGGACACACAAACGCCUCCAGAGACCCGGCUCUUCUAUGUUACAGACGACCUCCCCGGCCCCCCAGGGAGGAGCCGGAGCUCCUCUUAUACUGUGAAGACAGCAUAAGCGGGCCGGCCCCGGGGAGAAGCUGGCCAGCUGAGCUCAGAGGUCUGCGAGGGCAGGGCUGGGCUAGAGGGCAUGGAUCCGUAUUAAAGAAACAAAGAGGGUUCCUGUGCUCAGGAGACCCUGACAAGCCUGCUGGGCCUGAUCAAGUCCACUCAUUUGACAAGCUGUGGGGACGGGGGCAGCCCUGGCACCCGGGGUAGUCCUGGCACCGACUCGUGCCAUCCUGACCUUUGGGGAUCUGUUCCCAUCUGUCCAAAGGGAUGGCAGAUCAUGCUCUGAACUUCUGUUCUUUCAUUUCAAGCACAAAUUCACUCUUUUUUUUGGCCAAGCCACAUGACCUGUGAUCUUACUCCUCCAACCAGGAAUUGAAUCUGGGCCCUCGGCAGUGAAAGCAUUGAGUCCUAGCCACUGGACCACCCAGGAAUUCCCUCAGUCUCACUCCUUGAUUAGUCUUCAGGUUGAUUUUAAUAACAAAUAUUCAUUUAAUAACUAUCACAAAAAGAAGAGCUCCCAGUUAGUGAACGCUUACUGUGUACCAGGUGCUUUUCCAGGCAUUGUUUUUAUACACAUGAUGGUUUUUAACCCUCAGCAGCAGGCAGUGAGGUAGGGUCUCUGGUUAUCCCUGGUUGACAGAUGGGGAAACUGAGGCACGGAGUUGUCAAUCACCUUGCUCAGAGUCACACCAGUGGGGCUGGAAGGGAAACUCAGCCCUGACUCUAGUGCCAGCCCUGCUCCGCAGUGCCACUUCUCCAGGAUGGGGUGUUGGAAGAGAACAUGGAGGAGACACAGAGCUCUGACCUUUCCAGAACCCCCCCGUCUCUGCACCCCUGCUGGCUACACGGAGGCAGCAGGGUUGAUGGGCUGGAGAUUAGGACAGACCCACGGGAUCCCCUGGGUGGUCAUCUUUGUCCCCUUUUUCUCUCUCAACCCAUGUCCCACCAAUAAACCCCCAUAAGGCUUCUAAACAAAAGAGAGAGAAUAAGUCUGAGUUAUUAGAGCCGGAAUUACUUUUUUUUGUUCAUUAAAUGGGCAACUUGAUUUUUUGUUACCUUUUUAUUUUAUAUUGGAGAACGUGCUUCUGCAGGCAGGCUUGACCGAGUUCCAAGGAAGGAUCAGAGCAAGGCUCAACCCCCUGGGGAACUUCCAGAACCUCUCUGGAAAGCCCUGCAGAUAAGCCCGUUGAAGGAGCAGCCACCAUCAGCUGUUGCAAGUUGUUGUCCCUCAGGGGCAGGACCCCAGGAUAAUCCUCUCUUAGUCUCUUUUCAGAGAGGAAUUAGAGCUAGAGGAUUUUAAAAUGUGAGACCGCCCCAUGUUCAAACAAUGGCAAGCUACCCUGAACGUGCUAACAUUCCCAGGUUCAAAUGAUGGCAAAUAUUAAAUGUGCUCUAACAUCCGCUAGGGGGAGCCACUCUGCUACUUCAAAUGGAGCUUGGAGGAUCCUGAUCUGGUUGGGAGCACUUGUCUUCUCUGGGGUCACGGGCAGCACUGUAAUUUCCCCUAGUCACCUGAAAAAUGCAGCCGGCCGCUCCCUCCCAGAAGUGCUAUGUGAGAAUCUCGAUGCAGCCCAUCUGUUCCCUCCCGACUCUUGAAAGCUUCUGUACAGUUCUCUGAGCCCUCGUGGCAUAAUGAUGCCUCCAGCAGAGUGCCCCAGCCCUGGCUGCACAGUGGAAUCAAGUGGGCAGCUUCCAAUAGUGCGGAUGCCCACGUCCCAUCUCCAUUGGUUUUUGGUGCCGUUGGUCUGGAGUUUGGCCCAGGCGUCGGGACUUUGAAGGGUUUCCUGUGCACAGUCAGGGUUUAGAACCAGCGGUCUUUGGGUCUGGUCUCCACACCUAGAAUGCAGUUCCUUGGCCCAGCAGGGCUCCUAUUUCUCUGGCUCUCACCCACCUUGACCAGGCAAAGGGAUCGCCCACAGCUGUGCUUUUCUCUGUCUCCUGGCCUAGCCUCAGCUCGGAUUCAGGAAGCCUAUAUUAAUUCUAUUUCAAGAUGUUUUCAUCCGUGUUGUCUAUACCACAAAAGAGCCAUACUUGAAAAAUUCACAACCCAGAGAUCAACUCUACCAGACUUACUAUGUGGAAGAAAGUUGGUGAACAUCGCUGGACAAUUCAAAGAAUGAGCACCCUGCAUGAAAUGAACCCGUCUGGUCUUAAGGGUACCUUGAAGCCAUGUAGGAAGACUGUGAUGAGGCUGUGGUCCAGGCCAGAGAGGAGGGGUUCUUGGACCAGGAUGAUGGGAAUUGGGGGAAUGCAAGAGGUGUAUGAAGGAUUGAAUUAUCUAGAGGUUUAGGGAGCUCAGCCUCGUACUCUGUGAUGACCUAGAGGGGUAGGAUGAGAGGUGGGUGGGAGGCUCAAGAAGGAGGGGAUAUAUAUAUAGUUAUGACUGAUUCAUAUUGUUGU